GGGUGUAUCAACUUAUAAAUUGUAUAAUUAAAGCUUCCGUACUGUGCAAAUGGUUACGUCACUCUCACGUGACGGCCAGCAUGCCCUCCUUCGGGACGGGGUGUGUCAAAUACACUUUGUUAAUUGUUUCAAAUGAAUAUCGAUAAGUUUUUUAAUUUUAAUUGUGGUAAUUUUACACAAGGCAUAUAAAUGUUGUUUUUAUUCCCGGUCAAAUGAUUCGGGUGGUUUUUUUGUAACCCAAAAAUUACCUUAGAACCCGUAAUUUAAUAAGGCCCAAAUGCAGCCCAGUUCACAGCCAUAGAGAUCUCCGCCUCGACGCCAAAAACUUCCGUUAUGAUUUCAAUCGCGAGGGAAGAAGUGUCAGGACUCCUCCAGAGGCAUGCAUGCAGCCGCUGAAACACCGACAGGUGCCCCGUCACAUUUAUCACCCUUUCACUCCUCUCUCUCUCUGAUCACAGCAAAACAAUGGCCGUUUUUGUUUCCUUCCUCCCCUCUCGCUUUCCUCUUUCCCUAUUUAUAUUUGCUCUGCGCCCCUCCUCUCCUCCUCACCUUCGCUUUCACCUCUCUCCCUUUUCUGAUUUGCUCCGCCGUCAACCUCUUUUGUCUCGCCGGAGCCUCCAGUCACAGCCAUGCGCAACACCAUUCAGGACACCCUCGCUGCUCACCGCAAUGAGCUCGUUUCUCUUCUCUCCAGGUAUGUUGCUCGAGAAAAUGGGAUUCUGCAACCCCAUCAAAUGAUAAACGAGCUCGAAAACGUGAUCAUGGAGGAUGAAGGCAUGCAGAAGCUCAAAGAUAGCUCCUUCAGCAAAGUCUUACAGUCUGCUCAGGAAGCAAUUGUCCUGGCACCUUUCGUGGCUUUUGCCCUUCGUCCAAGGCCUGGUGUUUGGGAGUAUGUUCGAGUUAAUGUGUAUGAACUUAGUGUGGAUCAUUUGAGUGUUGCUGAAUUUCUUCGGUUCAAGGAAGAGCUUAUGGACGGAGAGUGA
Malus domestica (apple) is the source of this 983-nucleotide messenger RNA. Lineage: Eukaryota; Viridiplantae; Streptophyta; Magnoliopsida; Rosales; Rosaceae. The record is from RefSeq and is a predicted model, not a curated record.